AUGGUAUAUUCCACUGCCAGUCCAGGAGCUCCAUCAAUUUCCUUUGCAUGUAUUGCUUGCUGCAGGCGAUACCCAUCUGAGGAUCAAUACUAUGACCACAGGAAUACUAAGAUCAAAUCUGUGGAUGCAGAUGGGCAUAACAGCACUCAGCAUUGUCAGGAAGUUCAGUGUUUUGCUUGUCCCUUUUGCUACCUCCUUUUCAACGUAAGGGAUCAAUGUUUGCAGCACAUGUCUGCAAAGAAUCACUUUCAGCAAUCUAUUAAACUAAGCGAAACAGAAGAUACUCCAGCUCCUAUUCCUAUUCCAGCAUAUGCUAAGAAGCUUCUGAUCUCCUUAUGCAAAGAAAUUCCCUUCCAGAUAAAGUGUAUAGCUUGUAAGCAGGUGUUGAACUCGUACAUGGAGGUGACGGCACAUUUUAGAACUGCAUGCAAAAAUGCCGGCCCAAUAGCUGUCUCUCGCAAAAGUGUUGUCCAGGUUGCUGAGGUAUUCAGAAUAAAGGGGCAUUGCUUAGGUUGCUCCAGACUCUUCACAGGUGAAAGUCGGAUGAAAAGCCAUGAGCAUCUAACCCGGCAUAAAGUUGAGGUUGCAUCUUCCAUGGAGAAGGCUGUCUUGCUAUUCUGUGAUUUCUACGAAAGAAGCAAGGAUCCCCCUGACCUUCGCUUGGUAUUGAAUAACGUCAGACCAAAAUCCAUUACGCUUAAGAGGCCCCUGAAGCAAGAAUCUGAUAGUAAAGGUUCUGGGGCUUCCAGUGCAAAACACAUGAGAGCAAGUGAAGGCAAAAGCCAAGAAACAGUCUCACUUGGGUCCAGAUCUGUGGUGUCAGCCUGGUUCUGUGAGUGCAACCAGCAUUACAGCACAGAGGAGGAGGUUGACAAGCACAUUAUUGCGAUUAACCAGAUAUUCUACAAAUGUGCAGUUUGUGGAAAGCAGGCUGGGGAUCCGGCAGUCAUUGGUUUACACAUGAGCUGUUUUCACGGUGGGGCCCACCUGAACAACUUCCUUUUCUGGUGCCAAAGUUGCAAGAUAGAAAUGCCUAGAAAAGAGGAUAUCAUGUCCCAUGUGAUGGACUUUCAUGGCGGCCAUGGUUUUUACUAUGAGAAAGAGGUUCUUGAACUGCCUCCUUCUUCCACAUCUACAUCAUCAACUACCUUUUCAGAACAAAGCGGUAGGACAGGACAAGCUAGAAUACCAAGGCCAGCCACCUCAGACCCUGCACCCAGUGGCAAAUGGCUGUGCAGGAUCUGUGAGGAGCUGUUUGUUUCCAAACAAGCUGUAUAUAAUCACUGCAAAGAAAUGAACAACCAUAGGUUCCAAAAGUAUGUCUGUGGUCACUGUAAGCAGCGUUUCUUGAAAGUGGAAACCCUCUAUCAUCACUUUCAGGAUGAGCACAAGGGUGAGAUUGAUGUAAAGUACUUCUGUGGGCUCUGUGAUGGCCUGCAAUAUGAUACGCAAGAUGAAUUCCUAAACCACUACCAGUCAUACCACAGCAAGGAUUAUGUAUUUGUGGCAGAACUAAAUGAAUCUCCACUCCAAAACCAAACAACUACAGACCCUGAAACCAAAACGUCCUGUAGAUGCAAGGUGUCCUGUUCCAACAAGUCAGAAAAGCAAUUCGCUCGCAAAAAGUGCCUGGAAAACCUGAUUCAACAGAGCAAGCUGUGGUUCCAAUGUAGCUUAUGUAUAGCAACAUCACAGACUCUGGAAGCCAUGCAAAACCACACAAAGAUACAUGGGUUCACGAAGAACAAAAGAAAUGAGAGGUGUGAGAAACCUGCCCAGGAAGAGUCCAGACAUGAGUUUCCAGACAUGGACUAUCUCAUGACCACAACACACAUUUUGUUUGUUGAUCUAGACAACUGGCCAUGCUUUUUCAGUCGUCUGCCAGGAUACUUAAAUCAGGGCAUAUUUGUUUGGGGAUUUCAAGGUGGGAAGAACGUUUGGAGGACACCAGACAGAUGCAAAGUCUACAAUUAUCUUGUGAACGCUGGAUGUUUCUUUCUUCAUCCACGGUGCAGUGAUAGAAAAGAUGCAGCUGAUUUUGCCAUCUGUUUGCAUGCUGGCCGACUUGAUGAACAACUGCCCAAGCAUAUUCAAUUUACCAUUCUUUCUGGAGACAAGGGUUUUCAUGAGUUGGAGCUGCAGUUUCUUCAAACCAUGCGGACCGCACAUAUCCUUAACCCUCACCAGCUAGAAGGAGAGAUGAUGUGUGCACUGCUGAAUAGCAUUACAGACAUUGGCAAAGGUUUGGCUGCGGAAGAGAGAGGAUGA
Messenger RNA from Polyodon spathula (Mississippi paddlefish), 2268 nucleotides. RefSeq names its product E3 SUMO-protein ligase ZNF451-like. Bases 1 to 2268 code for a protein of 755 amino acids. Gene Ontology annotation, cellular component: nucleus. The record is from RefSeq and is a predicted model, not a curated record. Gene Ontology annotation, biological process: regulation of transcription by RNA polymerase II. Gene Ontology annotation, molecular function: DNA-binding transcription factor activity, RNA polymerase II-specific; sequence-specific DNA binding. Lineage: Eukaryota; Metazoa; Chordata; Actinopteri; Acipenseriformes; Polyodontidae. The transcript is spliced from 8 exons.